AUCUACAGUGAAGUGGAACUUAAAUGGAAAACGUGCACUUACAGCCAUGUUUUAGUGGGAUUAAUAACAAGCUUAAAUUCACAUAAAUAUUUAUAUAGUGAUGAAAUGUACCACAUCAGGUCCUUUGCCAAGGAGGAAAUAUGAUACAGGGUGGCUCCUCUCCUCCCUCCGCCUCCUCCCAGUCCGCCCAGCAGCGGACUCCGUCAUUUCGCCUCCUCGUCGUCCAUCACUUGUUGGAUGUGUCCGUUUGAAUUUCUGUGGUUUCGAGCUUCCUGGUGAUUGUUUCCCCUCCCGGAGUCCUGAGAAGAGCGCUGCUGUGUGUGAAGGUUAAAGCGUUUUUACAGGUCACAUGCGCGUAAAAAGCGCCUGCCCUGAAGCGCCGUCCUUUGCUCCGGUUACGUACUGUGAUUAUGCUCCGUUUUUAGGUGUCUACCCGUCGUGGCUGUCUUUCUUCUCGUCCCUCUGACCUCUAGUCGGUCGGUUCCACAGCGGGAGUGUUGGGGUUUUCCUGCCGGCAUCGUGCGCUCUGGACUCCGGCUCAUCCUUGGAGAAGUUCCGCCGCAGUCUUAUGCACAUCAGUCCUCUGCUCUCCUCCCGCGGCGGUGAGGAUGCUGGUGGCUUUUCAUCGUCCACACUCUACAGGAUUAGCCUGAGCUGUACAAACGGACCAUGUAACCAGAUCAGAGAUGUUCAUGCAGUGUGGCUAUCCAGCGGCGUGACCUCUCACCUCCGACAUCCGAUCUGACUUCUCCUCUCCCUUGCAACCUUCAGACACUCUUCUGAUGUGUUAAGCAACUUUGCUGAACAGUUUGAUGGAGAGCUGGUCGGAUGACAGCUGGAACUGUUGUCAUAACCGGAGGAAUACUGGCCACAGUGAUACUUCUGUGUAUCAUAGCUGUGCUCUGUUACUGUAGACUCCAGUACUAUUGCUGUAAGAAGAAUGGGUCUGACAGCGCCUCCAUCUCUCAGCAACACUUUGCCUGCAACGCCUGCAGUGUCUCCGGCCUGGACGGGUCAGUCGUCACGCCGCUGUCCAUGUCGCCACCAGAGCCGCCCGACCCCACCAAACCCACAGGGGGGCCACGCAAUUACUGCCCCACCUGCUCGCCCUAUGACUCGCCCUUCUACAUCCGCACUACCGAUGAGAUGCGCAACGGUGGUGAGCGCAUCACCUACAUGCCCACACACUAUGAGAACCGGGCGCUGGCGAUGCCACUGCCCACCGUCCGAGGCUCCCUGCUGAGGGACAACCAUCGAGGCCGGCCUCCCGAUUUCUACACCAACACCCGAGCCAUCAGCACCGAGGUGUGACCACUCCAAAGCCCCACCCGACACCAACCAUACACACAGAGGAGCUCCUCUCCAAGCUGACACACGCACACACAUCACAUCACUAACAAGACCACAACAACAAUUUUGACACCUUCUACAGCUGCCAGUGAGGAUCUGUUGGAUAAGGACCUGCUGGUUUCACUGUCACGUUUAUUUAGGGUCUGGGUUUUGGGAGGGAUUUAAGCGACGAUUUUCAGCCAACACUCAAGUGUGCUGAGAUCAAACCGUUCAAACCUACUUCCUCACUUUAUGCCCCUAACAUUGUCAUAUUUACUAAGAUAAUAAUUGACAGUAGAUUAAACUGUAGCUGUAAAGUUUCUUUGUCCCUUUAUGCUGUAGGGUAGGGUAUCCACAUGUAGGGUGUGGGUGUAAACUUGUAAACUGUUGACUGUUACUGUGUCUUUACUGACUGAGGGCUAUCUUAGAUCAUUCAUGAUUUUCCCUUGCUACACAUCUUCCCAAUGACUGCCAAAAAAGACAAAAAAUAAAUGAAUAUAAUGAAAUCGUAAAUAUGAAGCAAUUUUAUCACGGGAAGAAGAAUGAAGCCUGAAAUGUAAUUUAAAAAGGGCAAAACAAGGAAAAGUCAACAUCCCCUCUGUAGUUUUGUGGAUCUUUGGAAGCAUGCUUGAGUUACAGGAAAUGGUGGAAGAGAACGUGCGACUGAAGCUUCCUCUAUGCAAGCUGUCUGGCAAACUACUGCAGCUCUUCACCUCCAGUCAUCUCCUUUCAGCGGUUUUUUUGUGUCAUUGUGUAACUCUGUUGGAGGAAUAUUGUAACCGGGGAAAUACUACAAAGCUGCAAAUGUAGAUAGACAUACAAGCAUUUAAAUCUGGAUCCUGGAUAGUUCAAAUCCUCCGGGUCCACACUGAACCCCCACUUUCUCUGCUAAGGUGUAAACCUGUGAACUCUCGAGGAUGCCUGAGACACUGAACGCGACAAUGGUAAGCUUGAAAUGAAUGAGUGAGUUACUCUUCUGACAACGAUGCAAAAAGUUUGACUUGUAAAUAAUAACCAGAAAGCAAUGAACGUGUCUCACUGUGAUGUAGAGAGAUGCACCCUUGAACAUGAUGUAUUUUGAACGAGGGAGUGUGAUUUACUACUUUGUGCUAUUUUGUCUACACACUCCUCCUAUACUCCUAUACUAUACCAUGUCAUUUACCUUCAAGUUGUUUUUCAUAUUGUGAAGAAGUCGGAAUACACAUUUAUGUGACUGAAAAUUGUUUCACAGUGCCCAUUUUCUACAUGACACGUACCCAGCAUCGCUUGCCAUACACAAUAUGUCCUGUGACAUUUAUUCUUUAUAUUUCUGUGUACAGCAGGAUUCAGCAAGUGCAAGAAACCUCACGGACUUGCAUGGUGUGAUAAAGUUUGACAAGAUUUUUUGGACAGGCCUAGCGUUAUCAUUCAGGCGUUAAACAAAAAUGACCUUCGUGUCUCUUGAUCAGCAGUGCUUACAACAUAAUAAGAAUUCACUGAUCUGCAGCCACAUAAUUUAUUUCUUAAUUACAUACUUUUUCAUUAAAGUUCAAUAAAUGCCAACUGCAGUGCCAUCACACUGCACAGUUUGUCAAAACUGUUUUAUAGGGAGUUGUGGGCCUUGUGUGGCUUAAUAUAAAGGGGCAAAUAAAUGUAGAGAGACCUGUCAGAAUGGCAGUUCAUCACUUAAGCUUGACAGGUUUAAUUUUUGGAAAUCUGGCCAGAAAAGUGUGGACUGAAAUGUCUGAAGAGGAAUAAUGUUGUCCAUCACCACAGAUGAGAAUACUUUGUCGUCAUUCAUUUCAUUUGGGUAUUGUAUUAACUAUAUAUUUUACUACUUACUUGACUAGUUACCUUUGAAAACAGAAACUAAGCUUUUUAGAAAUGUGGUUAAAACAGACAUCGUACCUGACAAAUACAGAAACAGUACUAUUUGACAGUGUUAACUUUUGACAAUUAAAGAUUUGUAA
This is a messenger RNA of Scatophagus argus, 3278 nucleotides long. RefSeq names its product family with sequence similarity 163 member Ab (gene fam163ab). Bases 829 to 1311 code for a protein of 160 amino acids. The transcript is spliced from 5 exons. Lineage: Eukaryota; Metazoa; Chordata; Actinopteri; Scatophagidae. The record is from RefSeq and is a predicted model, not a curated record.